UGCCCGCGCCUGCGCGCUCCCUCUGCACCCCGCGCUAAGAUGGCGGCCUUCUCCUUGGAGCAGAAGUUGUCGCGCCUGGAAGCCAAGCUGAAACAGGAGAACCGCGAGGCGCGGCGCCGGAUCGACCUCUCCCUCGACAUGAGCUCGCCUUCCAGCCCGAGGAGACCCCGACCAAUUAUAGUGAUCACUCUAAGCCCUGCUCCUGCCCCGUCCCAACGAGCAGCUCUUCAGCUUCCAUUAGCAAAUGAUGCUGGCAGCCGAUCAUCUUCAUCAGAAACCUCGCCACAGCAUCACCCGCCCCCUUCACGUCCUCGGCACAUGCUCAGCCUCCCACAACCGCUGCUGCAGAAGAGCAUGGAAAGCAUGGAGAUUGAGCAGAAGCUGCAAGAGAUUAUGAAACAAACUGGGUACCUGACAAUAGGAGGGCAGCGAUAUCAGGCUGAGAUCAGUGACCUGGAAAAUCUGGGCGAGAUUGGCAGCGGUACGUGCGGGCAGGUGUGGAAAAUGAGGUUCAAGAAAUCAGGACACAUAAUAGCAGUGAAGCAAAUGCGUCGCUCAGGUAACAAAGAAGAGAACAAACGAAUCCUGAUGGAUCUGGAUGUGGUGUUGAAGAGUCAUGACUGUCCUUACAUCGUGCAGUGCUAUGGCACCUUCAUCACCAAUACAGAUGUGUUCAUUGCCAUGGAACUGAUGGGCACGUGCGCUGAGAAGCUGAAGAAACGCAUUCAGGGGCCUAUGCCAGAAAGGAUUCUCGGCAAAAUGACCGUUGCGAUUGUCAAAGCUCUCUUCUACCUGAAGGAAAAGCAUGGUGUCAUUCACAGAGAUGUCAAACCUUCCAACAUUCUUCUGGAUGAGCGGGGACAAAUCAAGUUGUGUGAUUUUGGGAUUAGCGGGAGACUGGUUGACUCGAAAGCAAAGACGAGGAGUGCAGGCUGUGCAGCAUACAUGGCGCCGGAGAGGAUAGAUCCUCCCGAUCCAACCAAACCUGAUUACGACAUCAGAGCGGACGUGUGGAGUCUGGGCAUUUCACUGGUUGAACUCGCCACAGGGCAGUUUCCGUACAUAAACUGUAAAACAGACUUUGAGGUUUUAACAAAAGUGCUGCAGGAAGACCCUCCUCUGCUUCCUCAGACCAUGGGUUUCUCCAUGAACUUCCAGUCAUUUGUAAAAGAUUGCCUUACAAAAGAUCACAGGAAGAGACCAAAAUACAACAAAUUGCUUGAACAUAAUUUUAUUAAACGCUACGAGACCUUAGAAGUGGACGUGGCUUCGUGGUUCAAAGAGGUGAUGGCAAAGACUGAAUCGCCGCGAUCGAGCAGCAUCCUCAGCCAGCAGCACCUCCCGAUCUUCUCCAGGUAGCCGGCAGGCAGAGUGGCAACUCAACCUGUGGGGGAGGAGAGGAGAGGAGUUUCGGCAAGUCACCACCAACACCCGCGGCGUCAGGCACAGCUCCUGAGAACGAUGAAUUGUACAUAGUCUAUCCAUGGGGGGUUUUAUUUUCUGUCUAGUGUGUUCUUUUUGAUUGACUCAGGAGUGUGGGUUGUUGUGUGUUUGGAGAUACCUUCAGUCGGUAGGAAAGGUGUUGCAGACCGCGUAUUGGACUAAGGUUUGUUUCACACUUACUGUGAAAAGCUUACGCGCUGCCGUUGGCCUCUGGCCUUCCCCGUUAACCUCUCCUAACGGGACAAAUGGUGAUUGCACACUGCAGAGGAAUCGCAUCUUUAUAUAGUGUUUAAUAACUACCGGGUUAUGCACUGUGAUUAAAAAAAAAAAAA
Molecule: messenger RNA, 1775 nt
Organism: Amblyraja radiata (thorny skate)
Lineage: Eukaryota; Metazoa; Chordata; Chondrichthyes; Rajiformes; Rajidae
Gene: map2k7
Product: mitogen-activated protein kinase kinase 7
Exons: 12
Coding region: 40-1359 (439 amino acids)
Biological process (GO): protein phosphorylation
Molecular function (GO): protein kinase activity; ATP binding
Source: RefSeq, a predicted model, not a curated record